Molecule: messenger RNA, 927 nt
Organism: Puccinia triticina
Lineage: Eukaryota; Fungi; Basidiomycota; Pucciniomycetes; Pucciniales; Pucciniaceae
Exons: 8
Coding region: 1-927 (308 amino acids)
Molecular function (GO): ATP binding; ATP hydrolysis activity
Source: RefSeq, a predicted model, not a curated record
AUGGGCGCUGGAGAGCAACAAGCAACACCAGCUGUUGAGGUAUCCGACCUGUUCUUUCGGUUCAACCCUGAAUGUCUAGACGUAUUACGGGAUGUUAACCUGGAGCUCGAGCGUGGAUCACGAUGUCUACUGAUAGGUGCCAAUGGAGCAGGUAAAUCGACCUUGCUCCAAAUCCUGGCUGGCAAACGGAUGACGAAAUCAAAGGCGAAAGCGUUAGGCGAAGACGUUUUUUUCAACACACCAGCAGGUGUCGCUUAUUUAGGUACUGAAUGGGCCAGUAACACAGUCGUUCGAUCUGAUUUAGUCGUUUCACAUUUUCUGGAUUCGGUGGGAGGUUACCGGCACAAAGCUCGACGAGAUCGCCUACUGGAUAUCCUGGAUGUCGAUCUUGAUUGGCAUAUGCACCAGAUCAGUGAUGGAGAACGACGACGGGUACAAAUCGUUCAAGGUCUGAUGGCUCCUUGGAAUUUGUUACUACUCGACGAGGUCACUGUCGAUCUGGAUGUGAUGGUUCGACAGGAAUUGCUUCAGUUUUUGAUCGAAGAUACUAAGACAAGAGAUUGUACGGUGGUUUAUGCCACUCAUAUCUUCGAUGGAUUAGACAACUUCCCAACGCAUGUCUGCCAUCUUCAGAUUGGAUCGACUACGACUCCCAAACCUAUUUCAUGGCCAAUCUCGACGGAAGCGCCAGAAAAACACCCGGGAAUCCCGCCUAAUGCUCUCAAGGAAAUCGCGAGUCCCGACAGAAUCGGCUCAAAGUUACUGGUCCUCGCUCUACAUUGGUUGAAAGAGGAUCGGCUGAUCCGAUUGAAACUCGAGGCCCAAGGAGACCCACACUUCAAGAAACGUGGCGCUCUCCCUGAAAGCUCGGUUCCUACUGACUCGGAAGUCUUUUACCGAAAGUAUGACUACUCCAAUUCGGCAUAG